This is a messenger RNA of Leopardus geoffroyi (Geoffroy's cat), 608 nucleotides long. Its product is annotated as histone H2A type 1-H-like. Lineage: Eukaryota; Metazoa; Chordata; Mammalia; Carnivora; Felidae. The transcript has a single exon. Bases 51 to 443 code for a protein of 130 amino acids. The record is from RefSeq and is a predicted model, not a curated record. Gene Ontology annotation, molecular function: protein heterodimerization activity; structural constituent of chromatin; DNA binding. Gene Ontology annotation, cellular component: nucleosome.
GUCUCUUUGUAUUUCGCGGAGCUUUAGCUGGUGAAUUAGUCUCCCUUGAUAUGUCUGGACGCGGCAAACAGGGCGGCAAGGCUCGCGCCAAGGCCAAGACCCGUUCGUCGCGGGCCGGGCUGCAGUUCCCGGUGGGCCGCGUCCACCGCCUGCUCCGCAAGGGCAACUACGCCGAGCGGGUGGGGGCCGGCGCGCCGGUGUACCUGGCGGCCGUGCUGGAGUACCUGACGGCCGAGAUCCUGGAGCUGGCGGGCAACGCGGCCCGCGACAACAAGAAGACGCGCAUCAUCCCGCGCCACCUGCAGCUGGCCAUCCGCAACGACGAGGAGCUCAACAAGCUGCUGGGCCGCGUCACCAUCGCGCAGGGCGGCGUCCUGCCCAACAUCCAGGCCGUGCUGCUGCCCAAGAAGACCGAGAGCCACCACAAGGCUAAGAGCAAGUAAAGUCUAGCCCAGAACACCACGGAUCUUCCGCUUUUCUACAGCUAAUCAAAGGCUCUUUUCAGAGCCAUCCAUAUUUUCACAUGAAAGGCUAGUAACCAGCCUGUUACGUUGGUAGAAUCAGUCCUGAAUCUGUAAAAGACAAGGUAACGUCAAAACCUUGUUCAA